UGACCGCGCCGCUUCUCGCUGUCCCCCGGCCGCUCCCCGCGAAGAUGGCCACCGACGGGCUGCACGAGAACGAGACGCUGGCGUCGCUCAAGAGCGAGGCGGAGAGCCUGAAGGGCAAGCUGGAGGAGGAGCGGGCCAAGCUGCACGACGUGGAGCUGCACCAGGUGGCUGAGCGCGUAGAAGCCCUUGGCCAGUUUGUCAUGAAGACCAGAAGGACCCUCAAAGGCCACGGAAACAAAGUCCUCUGCAUGGAUUGGUGCAAGGAUAAAAGGCGGAUCGUGAGCUCGUCCCAGGACGGGAAGGUGAUCGUGUGGGACUCUUUUACCACUAACAAGGAGCACGCCGUGACCAUGCCCUGCACAUGGGUGAUGGCCUGUGCCUAUGCGCCCUCGGGCUGCGCCAUCGCCUGCGGGGGUCUGGAUAAUAAGUGUUCCGUGUACCCCCUGACCUUCGACAAGAACGAGAACAUGGCUGCCAAGAAGAAGUCCGUGGCCAUGCACACCAACUACCUGUCGGCCUGCAGCUUCACCAGCUCGGACAUGCAGAUCCUGACAGCGAGCGGGGACGGGACGUGCGCCCUGUGGGAUGUGGAGAGCGGGCAGCUCCUGCAGAGCUUCCACGGGCACGGCGCCGACGUGCUCUGCCUCGACCUGGCGCCCUCGGAGACCGGCAACACCUUCGUGUCGGGGGGAUGUGACAAGAAAGCCAUGGUUUGGGACAUGCGCUCUGGCCAGUGUGUGCAGGCCUUUGAGACCCACGAGUCCGACAUCAACAGUGUCCGCUACUACCCGAGUGGAGAUGCCUUUGCUUCAGGAUCGGAUGAUGCCACGUGUCGUCUCUAUGACCUCCGUGCCGACCGGGAAGUGGCCAUCUACUCCAAGGAAAGCAUCAUUUUUGGAGCGUCCAGCGUGGACUUCUCCCUCAGUGGUCGCUUGCUGUUUGCCGGGUACAAUGACUACACCAUCAACAUCUGGGAUGUUCUCAAGGGGUCCCGCGUCUCCAUCCUGUUUGGACAUGAGAACCGUGUCAGCACGCUGCGUGUUUCCCCCGAUGGCACUGCUUUCUGUUCCGGGUCGUGGGACCACACCCUUCGAGUCUGGGCUUAGUCUCCUCCUCACAGUGCACAUCUGUGAGUCCCAUGUGGAAUCGCACCUGACUUUCAGCAUGUGCGAGGGUUGUUGGUUGCACCGUGGCUGGACAUGCGCUGCAUCUCAGCUCAGAUACCACCUCUGGAACCUUCUCGGUGUCUGCACUUAGAACCACAGGAGUCAGUAGUACUUUUCAUUUUAGAUACUUUUUCAGAUAUCUAUUUUUAAGGUUAUUCCAAUUAUACUUGUCUCCGCUUGGCUCAUUCUAUUAACAUUGGAUUUCUGUAUGUAAUAUGUCCCAUAUUAUUCCUUAAAUCAAAUGUAUGAUUGGAAUACUUUUAAAUGGAUUUAAAAGAAACAUUUAUUUAUUUUGAGGUGCUGUGACUUACAGUACUGUUAGGAUAGUAUCAGACAUAUGUCAUUCCAGCACCCCACCCUCCACCAAUUUAAGUGGAUUUAAAGUGGAUUUCCUUGUAUGCACUGUGAUUUGUGCCACCUUUCUCUAGAAAUACUCAUGUUAAAGGACUAUAUGAGAACUGUUUUAGGUGAACCUGUAAUAGAAGUUUCAGUUCUAGAUGUAAUUGGACUGAAUCACUUUUUUUUAAGGUCUUGCAUCCUAUUGUCUGUGAACUGCUAUAAAUGAUACAGGUACAUAAAAUGGACAGGAUUUUUGAUUUAUGA
Sorex fumeus (smoky shrew) is the source of this 1769-nucleotide messenger RNA. It is a transcript of the gene GNB5, whose product is annotated as G protein subunit beta 5. Gene Ontology annotation, biological process: G protein-coupled dopamine receptor signaling pathway; G protein-coupled receptor signaling pathway. The coding region runs from base 45 to 1106 and encodes 353 amino acids. Lineage: Eukaryota; Metazoa; Chordata; Mammalia; Eulipotyphla; Soricidae. The record is from RefSeq and is a predicted model, not a curated record. The transcript has 11 exons. Gene Ontology annotation, molecular function: protein binding; signaling receptor complex adaptor activity. Gene Ontology annotation, cellular component: heterotrimeric G-protein complex; cytoplasm.